Chionomys nivalis (European snow vole) is the source of this 2157-nucleotide messenger RNA. It is a transcript of the gene Vrtn, whose product is annotated as vertebrae development associated. Gene Ontology annotation, biological process: regulation of transcription by RNA polymerase II. The coding region runs from base 1 to 2157 and encodes 718 amino acids. The transcript has a single exon. Lineage: Eukaryota; Metazoa; Chordata; Mammalia; Rodentia; Cricetidae. Gene Ontology annotation, cellular component: chromatin. The record is from RefSeq and is a predicted model, not a curated record.
AUGCCCUCUCGGGAUCAGCUGGUGCAGCAGGUGUUGCGGGAUCUGCAGGAGGCAGUGGAGUCCGAGGGCCUGGAAGGUCUCAUCAGUGCUGCCCUGGAGGCCAAGCAGGUCUUAUCUUCCUUCACCCUCCCGGUCUGUCAGAAGGGUGGCCUUGAGCCCCAGGUGCUGGAGGUGGACUCUGUGGCCCUGAGCCUGUAUCCAGAGGAUGCUCCGCAGAACAUGCUGCCCUUGGUGUGCAAGGGGGAGGGGAGCCUGUUGUUCGAAGCAGCCAGCAUGUUGUUGUGGGGGCACACGGGCCUCAGCCUGGAGCUGCGGGCCCGCACCGUGGUGGAGAUGCUGUUGCACCGGCACUAUUACCUCCAGGGCAUGAUCGACUCCAAGGUGAUGCUGCAGGCUGUGCGCUACUCCCUGUGCUCCGAGGAGUCCCCUGAGAUGACCAACCUGUCCUCUGCCACACUGGAAGCCAUCUUUGAUGCCGACGUCAAGGCCACGUGCUUCCCCACCAGCUUCUCCAACGUGUGGCACCUGUAUGCCCUCGCGUCCAUCCUUCAGCGCAAUAUCUACUCCAUCUACCCCAUGCGCAAUGUCAAGAUUCGACCCUAUUUUAACCGCGUUAUCAGGCCGCGCCCCUGCACCCAGGUGACCUCCAUGUUGCACAUCAUGUGGGCUGGCCAGCCCCUUACUAACCACCUCUUCCGUCAUCAGUAUUUUGCCCCGGUGGUUGGGCUGGAAGAGGUGGAGGCUGACGGUGCCGCUACCCUGGACCCCACUCCUCCGAUCCUAGGUCCUCUGCUACCACCAGCCAAAACCCUGGAACUGCUCAACCAUGAACCUGGCCUUAGCUACUCCCACCUCUGUGACCGCUCCAGCAUCACGAAGAGCACCUUCUACCGCUGGCGGCGGCAGACCCAGGAGCACCGGCAGAAGGUGGCCACCCGCUUCUCUGCCAAGCACUUCCUGCAGGACAGCUUCUACCGUGGGGGCCUUGUGCCAUUGCAGCAGUUCCUGCAGAGAUUCCCUGAGAUCUCCCGUUCUACCUACUAUGCCUGGAAGCACGAGUUGCUGGGCUCUGGUGCCUAUUCAGCUCUGGUCCCGGCUGCUCCCCCCACGGAGGCCCUGGCUGUGCCAGAGCUGGAGAGUCUGCCAGGGAAGAAGGCUGCCGAGGGUCUGGGGUGUUCCCCAGCGGCAGCAGCUAUGUCAAGCCCUAGCAUGGUCUUAAUGCAGCGCGCCAAGUCGUACCUGGAACAUUGCAUCUCUCUGAACAAACUGGUACCCUAUCGCUGCUUCAAAUGCAGGUUCCCUGGCAUCUCGAGGUCCACCUACUAUAACUGGAGGCGGAAGGCCCUCAGGAGGAGCCCCAGUUUCAAGCUGGCUCCAGUUCUUGAAACCACUGAGUCUCUACCCCCAAUAGAUGUUGGGGACGAGGCCCUGCUCUCUUCGAAGGGUGAGGUGGGAGAAGAGGGGACCGGGAAAGCAGCAGCUGGAGGCCCUCCAACUUCCCAGCGGCUCAUACCCGCAAGGAUGCCCCUGUCUCGUUGGCAGAGGCGACUACGCAGGGCUGCCCGCAAACAGGUACUUAGUGGGCACCUGCCUUUCUGUCGCUUCCGCCUCCGCUACCCUAGCCUGCUACCCUCCACUUUUUGGGUAUGGAAAAGUCUUUCCCGGGGAUGGCCCAGGAUGCAGGCCUCCUCUCUGGGUCGAAGGAGGCAGAAGCCAAAGGAUUGGCAGAAGCCAGAUGAAUGGCAGAUAGAAGCUGUUGAGAAUGUAACAUCUGUGAUUGGUCAUCAGGUGGAGACACUGCCAGUGGUCGCUUCUUCAGAAACCUCCCCAGAAGAUGCCCAGAGAGAGCCUUCUAGAGAGGGGGCCAUUCAGGAGACAGCUAUGACCCAGGGCCAACCCCACAGUGGGUCCCUGUCAGGCCAGACUGUGGCAGCGGCGGCAGCGGCAGGUGGCAGAGAUGGCCAGGUGCUGGUGAUGGACAUGCUGACCACCACAAGGUUCAAGGCCCAAGCCAAGCUGUUCCUGCAGAAGCGCUUCCAGUCCAAGACUUUCCCCUCCUACAAGGAGUUCCAAGCUCGCUUCCCCCUCACUGCCCGCUCCACUUACUAUAUGUGGAAGCGGGCACUCUUUGAAGGCCUCACGCUUGUUGACGGCUGA